GCUAGUGUAGAGUUCUUCCCCCCCCCCCCCCGGGGGCCAACGCUAGAGAGGACCGUGUACUUUUGACUUGAAACUAUCUUAUGUUUUCGUUAGUUAAAAUUGUUGGGGCAAUGAAUGUUGUUUUUUAAUGUCCCCAUUUAAAAGUUUUAAACACAGAUGGUUCCUACUGCUGUGAGUCACUUAAUAAAAUUUUUGCUUUAUCUGAUUUUAGCACAAGAUAGUUGCCGGUUGCUUUCUGUAUGUUAAGGCUGUUUAGGCAGGUAGUUGGGACCUAGGCUUCUCAAUUGGGUUGAUGAAUCAGAGGAGAAAUUGGCAUGAGAUUUUUAGGAGAUCCUUAAGGAAGUAUGCCAGGGCUCAAUUGCUUUCUAAAACGAAAAAACUACACGCCCGCAUCAUCAUGACAUUUGGUCUCUUUUCCUGUUCUUCCUCCAAGCUUUGGUCAAUUCUUGCCACAACUUAUGCGCAGUGCAAUCAUGCCUCAUAUGCACAUGAGCUGUUCACUAAAUUUCCUGAACCAAACUUGUUCUCAUGGAAUAUAAUGAUCAAGACGUAUAGUCAAAAGGGUCCCUAUGAUGCACUGAAACUGUUUGUUGAUAUGCUUGCUUCUGGUCAGAGUCAGCCUGACAAGUUUACAUAUCCAUUUGCCAUCAAGGCGUGUGGUGACUUGUCAUUGAUUGACGUGGGUAUUGGAAUACAUGGGCGGACUUUGAAAACUGGCUUUGAUUUGGACCAUUUUGUCCAGAACAAUCUGAUGGCAAUGUAUAUGAAUUGUGGGGAGAAAGAAGCAGCACAACUUGUUUUUGACUUGAUGCAGGAACGGACUGUGGUGUCUUGGAAUAUCAUGAUUAAUGGAUAUUUCCGAAAUUCCUGUGUGGAGGAAGCCUUGAUGGUUUAUAAAAAGAUGAAGGAUGGAGGUGUGGAGCCUGAUUGUGCAACAGUGGUUUCUGUAUUACCUGUUUGUGGUCAUUUGAAGAAUGUAGAGCUGGGAAAAGAGAUUCAUGCACUUGUACAGGAGAGGGGGUUUUGGGGGAAUAUAGCUGUGAGGAAUGCUAUGUUGGACAUGUAUGUUAAGUGUGGUCGAAUGGAAGAAGCAUGGUCGUUAGUGAAUAAGAUUAAUGAGAAGGAUGUGGUGACUUGGACGACCUUGAUAAAUGGUUAUGUUCUGAAUGGUGAUCCGAGAAGUGCUCUAAUGCUCGGUCACCUGAUGCAAUGUGAAGGAGUGAAACCCAAUUUAGUGAGUAUAGCUUCUCUUCUAUCAGCUUGUGCCAGUUCAGUUUCCUUGAACCAUGGUAAGUGCUUGCAUGCUUGGGCAAUAAGGCAUAAACUUGAGACUGAGGUUAUUGUGGAAACUGCCUUAAUUGAUAUGUAUGCAAAAUGCAAUCAUGUUAAACUCAGUUAUAAUGUGUUUAUGAAAACCUCAAAAAAGAGAACCGUCCCGUGGAAUGCGCUUCUAUCCGGGUUCAUACACAAUAGGCUUGCAAGAGAAGCGGUACAACUCUUCAAGCAGAUGUUACUGGAAGAAAUACCACCUAAUGAUGCAACCUUGGGCAGUCUUCUUCCCGCAUAUGCUAUACUCUCUGACCUCCAUCAGGCAAUGAACAUACAUGGUUACCUUAUACGAUCUGGAUUUCUUUACAGACUAGAGGUAUCAAGUAUUCUAGUUGAUAUAUACUCAAAGUGUGGAUCUUUGGAAUAUGCACACCAGAUUUUUGAUAUAGUCCCUCUAAUGGAUAAGGAUAUUGUUAUUUGGAGUGCAAUAAUUGCUGCUUAUGGAAAGCAUGGGCAUGGAGAAAUGGCCGUAUCACUAUUCUAUCAGAUGUUGCAAUCUGGCGUAAAACCAAAUCAAAUUACUUUCACCUGUGUUUUGCACGCUUGCAGCCAUGCGGGGAUUGUUGAUGAGGGUUUGAGCAUUUUCAAGUUGAUGCUCAAACAACACCAUAUUAUUCCUUGUACUGACCAUUAUACUUGCAUCAUUGAUCUUCUCGGUCGUGCAGGUCGACUCAAUGAUGCUUAUGAUCUUGUUGAAACAAUGCCUGAAACACCUAACCAUGCUGUAUGGGGUGCACUUCUUGGUGCUUGUGUGAUACAUGAGAAUGUUGAGCUGGGAGAGAUUGCUGCAAGGCGGCUUUUUGAGCUUGAGCCUGAAAAUACUGGAAAUUACGUAUUGUUGGCAAAACUUUAUGCUGCUGUAGGAAGAUGGAGUGACGCAGAGAAGGUUAGGCAUGUAGUAAAUCAUGAAGGAUUAAGAAAAGAACCUGCUCAUAGUUUGAUUGAGGUCAGAAAUAUGUAAAUUGGCAUGACUUUUGUAAAUUACACUGUCAGUUUGCAGUAUUCUCAGCUUCAUAC
This is a messenger RNA of Neltuma alba, 2346 nucleotides long. RefSeq names its product pentatricopeptide repeat-containing protein At5g39350-like. Lineage: Eukaryota; Viridiplantae; Streptophyta; Magnoliopsida; Fabales; Fabaceae. Gene Ontology annotation, biological process: RNA modification. The record is from RefSeq and is a predicted model, not a curated record. Gene Ontology annotation, molecular function: protein binding; RNA binding.